UCGUCUUUCCGGUCCCCCCCGUCACCCCGAUGCUAGCGCCGUCGGGCUCGGCAGUGGGAGCGUAAUGGCGGUGCACCGGGGACCCUCCACGAAAUGGCUCUUCACCCGGGAGCAGCUGGACAACACGCCGUCUCGCCGCGGCGGCAUCGAGGCCGACAGGGAGCUCUCGUACCGCCAGCAGGCCGCCAACUUGAUCCAGGACAUCGGCCAGAGACUCAACGUCUCUCAACUCAUCAUCAACACCGCCAUAGUUUACAUGCACAGGUUUUAUAUGAUCCACUCCUUCAGCAAAUUCCACAGAAAUAUCAUUUCCCAGACCACGUUGUUCCUGGCAGCGAAAGUCGAAGAGCAGCCCAGGAAGCUGGAGCAUGUCAUUAAAAUAGCUCAUGCCUGCAUUAACCCACAAGAGCCUGCCCUCGACACGAAGGGCAAUGCAUUCCUGCAGCAGACACAAGAACUUGUGGCACUGGAAACAAUCGUGCUACAAACGCUGGGUUUUGAAAUAACAGUUGAUCAUCCACACACAGAUGUUGUGAGGUGUUCCCAGCUAGUGCGAGCAAGCAAGGAUUUGGCACAGACUUCGUAUUUUAUGGCUACCAACAGUUUGCACCUCACCACCUUCUGCCUGCAGUACCGACCCACCGUGGUGGCGUGUGUCUGCAUCCACCUGGCCUGCAAGUGGUCCAACUGGGAGAUCCCCGUGUCCACGGACAGCAAACACUGGUGGGAGUACGUGGACCGCACGGUGACCCUCCAGCUGCUAGAUGAGCUCACACACGAGUUUCUUCAGAUCCUGGAGAAGACGCCCAGCAGGCUGAAGAGGAUCCGGAACUGGAGGGCUAUCCAAGCAGCUAAGAAGCCAAAGGCGGACGGCUCGUCGGUGGACAGUGCCUUCCAGGGGACGUCCUUAGACGGCCUUCCCGGUAUCAACAACUCCUUCUUCCCCUCCACGUCUUCGUCAGACUCUUCGGACAUGUCCUCCCUGAGCGCCAUCGCGGCCUCUUACGCCUCCUACGAGCCGAUCGGCGACCCGUCAAAGAGCUGCGGCUACGAGCAGUUCUCCCAGCCUCCCCACUCGGACUUCACUCUGUUGAAACACGAACACAAGUCGGCAGGCGGCAAAAACAACCAGCCGCUCAGUGCGAACGCUGCCGCCGCCGCGGCUCUCUCACGCUCGCAGAAAGUCUUGACUUUGGAAAAGUACAGAGAGAAACAUGCGGCGGAUUUGGCCACGCAGAACGGCGUGAAGGAGGAGCUCGGCGCGGACUUGUACGCGCCGCCUCCGGCCGCGUCCUCGCACCACCACAAGAAACGCUCUCAGCCGAAAGAGGCCGGCCAGUCGGGCGAGGGCAGGAGGGAGAAGUCCAGCUCCAAGAAGCCUCGGCUGGCUCCUUCCCUCGCCGAGAACGGCUCCGCGACGAGCGAGGAGCUCAAGAUGAGAAUCAAGGUUUCCUCCGAGCGCCACGGCGGCUCCGAGCAGGGCGGGACUCUGCCCGGAAAGGACAAGCACAAAGAGCACGGCAGCCACCGCCACUUGAAACACGGACACUCGUACUCCCUGAGCGGGAACGGCAGAGGGGCGGCGGACGGCGCCUCGCUCCCUCUGCCCUCCGGCUCGUCCCGCAAGAGGCCUCACUCUGACGCGGGAAACCACAACCACCACCACCACUCGUCCAAGAGCGGCAGGAGCUCCAAGGGAGGCCUGAGCUCCGCCCACUACCUGUCGGAGAGCGGCCAGCGGAUGGUGGAGCACCACGGCCACGACGGAGCCAACGGCAUGCUGGCGGCCAACGGCCAGCACACCGACUACAAAGACACUUUCGACAUGCUGGACUCUUUACUAAGUGCCCAAGGAAUGAACUUGUAACCCCGAGAGUCCCCGGUGUUGUCUAGAAUAAGGUAUUACCAUGUUUAAUAGAACUUUUUAAAAAUUUUAUUUGUCUUAAGUUAUCUGAAUCCUGCGUCGCCGUCAGCCGUGUCUCCACGCUGAUCGUCGACGGUCCUCGUGAAGCUGUCAAAUAUGAAAUUAUAUGCAUAGAGCUGUUGUACUACUAGCUUGCAACGAGAAAAAAACAAACAAACCAAGAGGUGUUUAAAGAACGUGGCUGAAUUUUAAAAAGCUGAUUUUAAUGCAAGCGUAUGAUUUUAAUGUGCAUGUUUUCAGUCACAAAAGGGAAGAAGACAGCGAGAGUUCGCGGCCACUGUGACAGUUUACAAGACAGUUGAUUUUUUUUUUUUGUAUGUUAAGACAUUAUGUUCCACUAAAAAUCUCAGGUCUUGAACUUUUUUGAUAUGAGAGCGACUCUUCCUCUGUUUGGGUUUGUUACCUGUAUCUGUGGGGACGUGUCACCGGGCAGAACUCUGCUUUCUGUCUGAGGGAAGAAGAAGAAGAAGAAAACAACAGUCUGCUUAUCUUUUCCAAACGUGCAUCGAUAGUUACAAAAAGAAAAACAAACCUGAAGCAACCGCGCAGACUCACUAUAGAGCUACAGAAGAAGUUUACGUUACAUCUGCUGUGAAAUUGCAUUUAAAAAUAUAUCAACGGCUAAAAAUGGCAAAAUGGCCUCGUGAUUGUACCUCGUCAAUCGCUCUUCACUAUGGUAAAUGUUAUUAACUAUCAAAAGAGAAACAAAACAACGCAGAUCUCUAAAAGUCAAAUGUACAUAACUGUAGUUCAGAUUCCGUUCCGACCUUCCUCCGUUCAGUGUAUCAUGAGAUCUGAAGCAGACUGUACCGACCGCGUAUCCGGGAUCUGUGUGUCUGGAGCCCAAAUAAAGGUGUAAAAGAAA
Molecule: messenger RNA, 2789 nt
Organism: Scophthalmus maximus (turbot)
Lineage: Eukaryota; Metazoa; Chordata; Actinopteri; Pleuronectiformes; Scophthalmidae
Product: cyclin-T2
Exons: 9
Coding region: 65-1867 (600 amino acids)
Biological process (GO): regulation of transcription by RNA polymerase II; positive regulation of DNA-templated transcription, elongation
Cellular component (GO): nucleus; cyclin/CDK positive transcription elongation factor complex
Molecular function (GO): cyclin-dependent protein serine/threonine kinase activator activity
Source: RefSeq, a predicted model, not a curated record